GCUCCCAUGGGCGGGGAGCAGCCGGGCCGGGCCUGCAGCUCCUCUCCCAGGGUGUCUGGUCUCUCGCCCAUCUGCCGCGAUGCUCCUGCCCUUCAAACACGUCUUGGGAGCUGCUGGGACGUUCCUCUGGAGGCGGUUGUCCUGGGCGGCGCGUUCUGAGCUCGGAGCUCGCGUGCCCACCCGGGGCCGGGGCGAGCAGAACAGGGGCCUGGAGGACUUUAGCGCCCGGCUGGCAGCAGGGCCGACGCUGCAGCACUUCUUAAGAAACACGUCCCCACCUCAGGAAACUCACCCUCAGCUGGCGGAGGAGCCGGAGGAGCCAGAGCCCUAUCUCACCUCCAGCAUCCUGGAGGAAGCCAGGCGGAAAGUGUAUCUGGAGACCUACGGCUGCCAAAUGAACGUUAAUGACACCGAGAUUGCCUGGGCCAUCCUACAGAAGAGUGGCUACCUGCGGACACACCAGCUGGAGGAGGCGGACGUGAUUCUCCUGGUCACCUGCUCUGUCAGGGAGAAGGCUGAGCAGGCGAUCUGGAACCGCCUGCGGCACCUCACGGCUCUGAAAUCCAAGCGGCUGCGGUCCCAGGCACCUCUCCGCAUCGGGAUUCUAGGCUGCAUGGCCGAGAGGCUGAGGGAGGAGAUCCUGCACAAGGAGAAGCUGGUGGAUAUCGUGGCUGGCCCCGAUGCUUACCGUGACCUGCCCCGGCUGCUGGCUGUGGCUGAAACGGGCCAGCAGGCUGCCAACGUCCUGCUCUCCUUAGACGAGACGUAUGCCGAUGUCCUACCUGUCCAGACCAGCCCAGACGCCACCUCUGCAUUUGUAUCUAUCAUGCGUGGCUGUGACAACAUGUGCAGUUACUGCAUCGUCCCCUUCACCCGUGGCCGCGAGAGGAGCCGGCCCAUGGCCUCCAUCCUGCGGGAAGUGAAGGUGCUGUCUGAUCAGGGGGUGAAAGAAGUGACCCUCCUGGGUCAAAACGUCAAUAGCUUCCGAGACACCUCCGAGGUCCAGUUCCGCUCGGCAGCCGCGCCUGGCCUGAGCCGCGGCUUUAGCACCAUCUACAAGGCUAAAGAGGGGGGCUUGCGCUUCGCACAUCUGCUGGAUCAGGCCUCCAGAGUCGACCCGGAAAUGCGGAUCCGCUUCACCUCCCCGCACCCCAAGGACUUUCCUGACGAGGUCCUGCAGCUCAUCCAGGAGAGGCACAACAUCUGCAAACAGCUCCACCUCCCAGCCCAGAGCGGGAGCUCGCGAAUCCUGGAGGCCAUGAGGCGAGGCUACACGAGAGAAGCGUAUUUAGAGCUCAUACAGCAUGUGCGGGAUUCCAUACCAGGAGUGAGUCUCAGCAGUGAUUUCAUCGCUGGCUUCUGCGGCGAGACCGAGGACGAUCACCAGCAGACGGUGUCCUUGCUCAGGCAAGUCCGCUACAAUGUGGGUUUCCUCUUUGCCUACAGCAUGAGGCAGAAAACCCGGGCCUAUCACCGGCUGCAGGAUGACGUGCCGGCGGAGGUGAAGCGUAGGCGGCUGGAGGAACUCAUCUCCGUCUUCCGGGAGGAGGCCACCAGGGCAAACGGGGCUAUGGUGGGCCGCUCGCAGCUCGUGCUGGUGGAGGGGCCCAGCAAGCGCUCUGCCGCCAAGCUGUGCGGUAGAAACGAUGGAAACAUCAGAGUGGUCUUCCCCGACACGGAGAUGGAGGACGGCACUGGCUCCGGGGCUGUGGUCAGAGCCCAGCCAGGGGACUAUGUGCUGGUGAAGGUUACCUCCGCCAGCUCCCAGACGCUGAAGGGAGUUUUGCUUCGCCGCACCACCCUCAGAGAAUCGGCAGCGCACCGCUGACGCCUCCCGGCGAACAAGGGGCGAGCGACUUUUCCCCGGGGAGAAACGGGGAGC
This is a messenger RNA of Emys orbicularis (European pond turtle), 1882 nucleotides long. It is a transcript of the gene CDK5RAP1, whose product is annotated as CDK5 regulatory subunit associated protein 1. The record is from RefSeq and is a predicted model, not a curated record. The transcript has 14 exons. Bases 80 to 1828 code for a protein of 582 amino acids. Gene Ontology annotation, cellular component: mitochondrion. NCBI's taxonomy places the organism in Eukaryota, Metazoa, Chordata, Testudines, Emydidae. Gene Ontology annotation, molecular function: 4 iron, 4 sulfur cluster binding; methylthiotransferase activity. Gene Ontology annotation, biological process: tRNA modification; negative regulation of cyclin-dependent protein serine/threonine kinase activity.